Molecule: messenger RNA, 1744 nt
Organism: Laetiporus sulphureus 93-53
Lineage: Eukaryota; Fungi; Basidiomycota; Agaricomycetes; Polyporales; Laetiporaceae
Product: protein disulfide isomerase
Exons: 12
Coding region: 224-1339 (371 amino acids)
Biological process (GO): protein folding
Cellular component (GO): endoplasmic reticulum
Molecular function (GO): protein disulfide isomerase activity
Source: RefSeq, a predicted model, not a curated record
UCGCGCAGUGUGACUUGGCGCGUCUGUCACGGACUUGUCACGGUGCGGGGUCGGGCAUGUCCCUUAGUCAGCAAACAGCACUGCGACCAAAUCUCCACGUCUGCACUCCGGAAAACACAUAUCAACCGUCUCUCUUUCUGUCUUGCUUGCAUAAUCCCUUCUUGAUUUUCUUCCUCCGUCGACACUCAACCAACUUGACUGCUGCCGCUGAAAAGUAGUCAUCAUGAAGCUUGUUUUCUCGCUGUUCGCGGCGGCACUUACAGUCGGCGGGGCGCUCGCGUCCAAUGUGAUCGACCUUGUCCCGGACAAUUUCGACGAGGUCGUCGGGCAGGGAAAGCCUGCCCUUGUCGAGUUCUUUGCGCCAUGGUGUGGCCACUGUAAGAACCUUGCCCCUGUAUAUGAGGAGGUUGCAAAUUCCUUCGCACAUGCGAAGGACAAGGUCGUCAUUGCUAAGGUGGAUGCGGAUGGCGUUGGCAAGCCGCUGGGGCAGAAAUAUGGCGUUACAGGAUUCCCCACCUUGAAAUGGUUCAAUGCUGAUGGUGGCGAGCCGGAGAAGUAUGAGGGCGCCCGUGACUUUGACUCGCUUGCGAACUUUAUCACCUCGAAAUCUGGUGUCAAGUCCAGCGUUAAACCUCCGCCGCCGCCUGCCUACCAGAUCCUCGAUAUCAGCACCUUCGAUGAAGUCGUUCUGGAUUCUGACAGCGAUGUAAUUGUUUCAUUCACGGCGCCGUGGUGCGGGCACUGCAAGCGCCUGAAGCCGACCUGGGACGACGUUGCCAAGGACUUCGUUGCCGAGUCGACGUGCAUCAUCGCCAACAUUGACGCAGAUGCUGCGCACAACAAGCCGCUCGCGGAGAAGUACGGCAUCAAGAGCUUCCCCACGAUCAAGUUCUUCCCGAAGGGCCACAAGGAUGAACCUCAGGACUACGAGGGCGGUCGAUCCGAGGAGGCAUUUGUUGAGUUCCUGAAUGAGAAAUGCGGCACGCAGCGCGCGCCGGGCGGUGGUCUCACCGAGCUCGCUGGUCGUCUGCCCGAAUUCGAUACGCUCGCGUCGCAGUUCUUCGCUGCAACAGGUGCUGCGCGGGACGCGAUCUUCAAGGAUGCAUCUGAGCUUGCGGCGACCUUUGGCCCCCAUGCGAGCCACUACGUGCGCGUGAUGGAAAAGGUCGUCAAUGGCAGCGACGAGUACGUCGAGAAGGAGACGAAGCGACUCGCAUCUAUCCUGCAGAAGCGCACGCUCGCGCCGGCGAAGCUUGACGAGCUUAAGAUCAAGGCGAACAUCCUCGGGGCGUUCAAGAAGGCCGAGGAGAACAUCGGCCGCGCCACUGCAGAGCUCUAGGCUUUGUGAUGUGAGAAAUGAUGCAGCGCGAUGUAUUUACCCUAUAAUCCGAUUCCCUCGUGAAUGCGUGCAUGAUUGUAGGCGUGAGCUUCGGCGAUAUGGCGCUGCGGGAGACCCAAGGUGGGGAUGGUAUCUGUGCUAACCUGGUAUCGGGCGGACCUUCGCGCCUGAACUGCCGUGCAUAAGAGGCAGGAUGAAAGGAAAGUGGGAGAGAAGGAGGGCCCAUAUGAUUCGGACGCGUCAGGGAAUACGUUUUAGAGAACGCGGCGGAGGCGAAUAGACGUGUACCAAUCCUUCUCGCAGCGGAUAGGCUAUGUCGUGUGGCCGGCGUGGGCUGACGUGCCAGCCAGGCGUGGUUGGUAUGCAUAUGGUAGUAUGGAAGGGGAGUCCAAUUACGCGCGCAUG